AUGAGGCCCCCGCGGUGUCCCCUGCACACGCCCUCCCUGGCUUCCCCACUCCUUCUCCUCCUCUUCCUCCUGGGAGGAGGGGCAGAGGCUGAGGGCCCAGAGGACCCAGAGCUGCUGGUGACGGUGCGUGGGGGCCGGCUACGGGGCCUCCGCCUAAUGGCCCCUGGGGGCCCUGUCUCUGCUUUUCUGGGCAUCCCCUUCGCGGAGCCACCUGUGGGCCCCCGUCGCUUUCUGCCACCAGAGCCCAAGCGGCCCUGGCCAGGGGUGCUGAAUGCCACAGCCUUCCAAAGAGUCUGCUACCAAUAUGUAGACACCUUGUACCCCGGCUUUGAGGGCACUGAGAUGUGGAACCCCAACCGUGAGCUGAGCGAGGACUGCCUCUACCUCAAUGUGUGGACACCGUACCCCCGGCCUGCGUCCCCCACCCCUGUCCUCGUCUGGAUCUACGGGGGUGGCUUCUACAGCGGGGCCUCCUCCCUGGACGUGUAUGAUGGUCGCUUCCUGGCCCAGGCCGAGGGGACUGUGCUGGUGUCCAUGAACUACCGGGUGGGAGCCUUUGGCUUCUUGGCCCUGCCGGGGAGCCGGGAGGCCCCAGGCAAUGUGGGUCUACUGGAUCAGAGGCUGGCACUGCAGUGGGUGCAGGAGAACGUAGCAGCCUUCGGGGGGGAUCCAACGUCAGUGACUCUGUUUGGGGAAAGCGCAGGUGCCGCCUCCGUGGGCAUGCACCUGCUGUCCCCACCCAGCCGGGGCCUGUUCCACAGGGCCGUGCUGCAGAGCGGGGCACCCAAUGGGCCCUGGGCCACAGUGGGUGUGGGAGAGGCCCGCCGCAGGGCCACGCUGCUGGCCCGCCUCGUGGGCUGUCCGCCUGGUGGGGCUGGUGGCAAUGACACAGACCUGGUGGCCUGCCUGCGGACGCGGCCGUCUCAGGAUCUGGUGGACCACGAGUGGCAUGUGCUGCCUCAGGAAAGCGUCUUCCGCUUCUCCUUCGUGCCUGUGGUGGAUGGAGACUUCCUCAGUGACACGCCCGAAGCCCUCAUCAAUGCUGGAGACUUCCAUGGCCUGCAGGUGCUGGUGGGUGUGGUGAAGGAUGAGGGCUCCUAUUUUCUGGUUUACGGGGCCCCAGGCUUCAGCAAAGACAACGAGUCUCUCAUCAGCCGGGCCCAGUUCCUGGCCGGGGUGCGGGUCGGGGUCCCCCAGGCAAGUGACCUGGCUGCCGAGGCUGUGGUCCUGCAUUACACAGACUGGCUGCACCCUGAGGACCCGGCGCGCCUGAGGGAGGCCAUGAGUGAUGUGGUGGGCGACCACAACGUCGUGUGCCCCGUAGCCCAGCUGGCUGGGCGACUGGCUGCCCAAGGCGCUCGAGUCUAUGCCUACAUCUUUGAACACCGUGCAUCCACGCUCUCCUGGCCCCUCUGGAUGGGGGUGCCCCACGGCUACGAGAUCGAGUUUAUCUUCGGGCUCCCCCUGGAACCCUCGCUAAACUACACUGUCGAGGAGAGAACCUUUGCCCAACGACUGAUGAGAUACUGGGCCAACUUCGCCCGCACAGGGGACCCCAAUGACCCCCGGGACCCCAAAGCCCCUCAGUGGCCACCAUACACGGCGGGAGCGCAGCAGUACGUGAGCCUGAACCUGCGGCCGCUAGAGGUGCGGCGGGGGCUGCGCGCCCAGGCCUGCGCCUUCUGGAACCGCUUCCUACCCAAAUUGCUCAGCGCCACCGCCUCGGAGGCCCCCUGCACCUGCUCAGGCCCCGCCCACGGGGAGGCGGCCCCGAGGCCCAGGCCCGGCCUCCCCCUGUCCCUCCUCCUCCUCCUCUUCCUCCUCCUCUCCCGGCUCCUGCGGCUGUGA
This is a messenger RNA of Mesoplodon densirostris (Blainville's beaked whale), 1848 nucleotides long. It is a transcript of the gene ACHE, whose product is annotated as acetylcholinesterase (Cartwright blood group). The transcript has 4 exons. Gene Ontology annotation, cellular component: plasma membrane. Gene Ontology annotation, biological process: choline metabolic process; acetylcholine catabolic process. Lineage: Eukaryota; Metazoa; Chordata; Mammalia; Artiodactyla; Ziphiidae. The coding region runs from base 1 to 1848 and encodes 615 amino acids. Gene Ontology annotation, molecular function: acetylcholinesterase activity. The record is from RefSeq and is a predicted model, not a curated record.